Bursaphelenchus xylophilus (pine wood nematode) is the source of this 252-nucleotide messenger RNA. The record is from the annotation of a GenBank genome assembly. Lineage: Eukaryota; Metazoa; Nematoda; Chromadorea; Rhabditida; Aphelenchoididae.
AUGCAAGUUAAGGAAGGAGGACUGACCGUGACGCUACUCGAGUUAUCAGAUGUCCUUGCGACAGUUAAGCGAGGUGAGAAGAGAACGGACACGAUCGAGAUGAUUGGAAUAAUUACCCUCAUCGUGCGCGAGGGCCGUUAUAUUGGGCUGGGUUCGAGCGGUGCAGAGAAGCACCUCGACGAAGAGAAAAGAUGUUGUCCGGAUCCGAAGGCAGAUCAUUACUUAAACUACCGUUCCGUUCUCCCCCGAUAA